Lycium barbarum (goji berry) is the source of this 411-nucleotide messenger RNA. Its product is annotated as defensin-like protein 163. The transcript is spliced from 2 exons. The record is from RefSeq and is a predicted model, not a curated record. The coding region runs from base 49 to 300 and encodes 83 amino acids. Lineage: Eukaryota; Viridiplantae; Streptophyta; Magnoliopsida; Solanales; Solanaceae.
GCAAAGUACACCAUUGGCAUUUGAGAUAAAUUUUCAUAAGAAUAUAAUAUGGCCAAGUUUUUAAACUCUGUUCUUUGUUUCCUUCUCAUUAUUGCAGUUGCAUUGGGAAUUACUCAAGUGAAUGCACAAAAGAGAUGUAGUGAAAUUCUGAAUCCAACAGGAUGUGUCCUUUACGACUGUAAAAAGGAAUGCUUUGAGAAACACAAUGGAAAUGGACUUUGCUCAAGUGGUGGUGCUAUUGGCCAAUACGUUUGUACCUGCGUUUAUAAUUGUAGUCUUGAUGAUGAUCACUCUAGUUAAUUAAUUAAAUUCCCUUGAUUAAUUUUGAUGUAAUUUUGGUUCAGAUACACCCAUGAUUUCGAAUAAACAUCAAUUUUGAACGUUGUUUUCUAUUUAUUGGAAUAAUUUGUC